Messenger RNA from Gordionus sp. m RMFG-2023, 1871 nucleotides. Its product is annotated as homeobox protein DTH-1-like. The record is from RefSeq and is a predicted model, not a curated record. Lineage: Eukaryota; Metazoa; Nematomorpha; Gordioida; Chordodea; Parachordodidae. The transcript is spliced from 5 exons. Gene Ontology annotation, cellular component: nucleus. The coding region runs from base 273 to 1718 and encodes 481 amino acids. Gene Ontology annotation, molecular function: DNA-binding transcription factor activity, RNA polymerase II-specific; RNA polymerase II cis-regulatory region sequence-specific DNA binding. Gene Ontology annotation, biological process: positive regulation of transcription by RNA polymerase II.
UAUUUUUGAAAGAUAAGAUAAAUAGUUUUAAUAUUUUAAUUUAAUUACUAUUUUUAAAUUUAAAUCGUUAAUUUUACGAUAUUGAUUAUUGCCAAAACAAUGUAUCAUUCCUUUGAAAUUUCAACAAAGAUUCAACACUUUCUCGUUUUUUAUUAAUUGGAUAUAAAUCUUCUUAUGAAUUCGCUAAUUAUUUAAGAUUUGAUUCAUUUCGGAAGAUAUUAUUUUUCCCAUAAUUAAAAAAGGAAAAAAUAAAAAAGCUAAAUUAAAAGGCAAUGAUGACACAUAUGCCAUCGGCUGAUUUUUUCGCUUCAAAUUACACCUUCCGACCCGAUAUACCGCCGUAUUUCGCGAACAACAGUUAUUAUUUCAUGAAUCCAGCAAUAGGUCUCGGAAAUGGUAAUCAAAUGGGUUACCGAGAUAAUUAUAACCCAGCCGUCUUCAACACCUCAUUAGUCACUUCCUAUGAUCGUUUGAAAGACACCAAAAAUGGAUCCACCGAUGUUCUACAUAUGUCACCUCCAUCUGAUCCCAGGCUCUCCAGAGACGAAUCUUUGCUGCAAAAUGAGUUGAGCCACCCAGAAACAAUGAGAUUUACAUCUAACAACACUGAUUUUAAGGGAGCAAUUAAUGGGCAAGACGGAGAAAACAUUCAACCAAAGGGAGACUAUAUGGCCAACACAAGCAAUGCCAAUAAUUUAGAGUUAUGGGACAAAAUGUGGCGCCAUUAUAAUAGAUGUCUCUAUGCCGCCAACACUCCUUCAAUGAUAAACAAAGAUGUUUUGACUUCAAAUAUCAGUUACAAUAAUUACUAUCAAUCGUAUUCGACUUAUCCUUCUUCUUUCCCUCAGCAAACUCAUGUGAAUAAUAACAAUAUCAAUUAUCAGCAUCAACCCCCUAUGACUAAUUUGACUAGUUCACAAAAUUUACCAAAUUUUCCCACAUUUUACCAAUCCUUAGCCCUUAGCGACAAUAAUGACGUCACGUCUCGCGUUGACACGCCAAUCAUCCAAGCCAAAGAAGGUGGUGAAAAUAACGCGGUUAGCCACAACAUAGACAGGCUUAUCAAUACGAAUAACGUCAUCUCUGAAUCUCGUUGCUCGGGAUUGGUAAAAAAUUUUGACGAUAUCGAUGAUAGUUCACUACCCGUUAAAACCGCCCUGAGUUCUCCGCUGAUUCAAAGUCCGUUUCCUCUCCCGCAUCAAAACAUUUUCCUGAACAACAUGAAUUAUUGUCAAAAUUUUGUUCCUUGCCCGGCGCCGCAUAUUUUCGCGCCAUUUUAUCACCCCAAUAAUGGUAGCGUAGGCGGAUAUUUCAAUGCUUUAGACGACGACAAUGGGUCUAGGUGCAGGAAUAAAGAUGAAAACUAUGACCCAUUUAAGUUGAACCUCGCUACUAAGCCUCGCAAAGAAAGGACCGCUUUCACGAAAUAUCAACUACAAGAGCUGGAACGAGAGUUCAAACAUCAUAAUUAUCUUACCAGGCUUAGGAGGUACGAGAUAGCGGUCACUUUGAAUUUAACCGAGCGUCAAGUUAAAGUAUGGUUCCAAAAUCGGAGAAUGAAAUGGAAAAGAAGCAGAAGUUUAGCUGUUAAUUCUUCCGACUCCGAUAAUUCCAGUUCCGAUACAUUGCAACAAUACAAUUGUUGCGACUUAAAUUAUUCUCAAACGCAGCAACUAAAUAAAGCAUCGUCUUUAAAUCCUAAAAAUUCCUUAUUAUAAUCAUUACUCUUAUAGACUUGAUAUCAAUGUACCUUUUAAUUUUUAUCCUUAAAAUAAAAUUUAUAAGUAAACAUAAUUUAUAGUAUAAUAUAAAUAUUAAUUUUGAAAUAUUAUUUAUAAUGUGAGUCUAAUCUAAUAAAAAUAUUAUUUCAA